AGUCUCGCCCCUCCUUCCUCUUAGAUAAUGCAGCGGCGCAUUUACCGUAAUUAAAUUAGAGGAGUGCAUACUAAACGUUUUGUUACAAGUAGUAGUCAUUAUGCAAUAAACUCGAAAUAAUAUGCUAGAACAAAGUAGUGCGUAACUGGCAAUAACUGAGUGGGUAAUCUACUAAAGAGUUUAAAUGAAUCGGCUCACGUGUGCGCGCUACUCGCCCGCGACGUCGGACACAAAACCCCGCAAACGGCUCGGUUAAAUUAACUGUAUUGAACGCUAAAGCCGCGUUUUACUCUGACGUCUUUCCUACCGCUCGUUUCUGGGUUAUGUGCGUAAGACGUUUUCAUAUUUAGGGCAAAAUGGCGUAGUGGUCGUCUGAGGGAAGAUCCUUAAUGUGCUCGUGGACUACUUGGAUUCCCAAUGCGACUUGACGAAGUGGAGUACGGUAUUGCAUAUUGAGGGGUGUAUACGUCCACGAUGCGUUUCUCGAGAAAGGGGUAACUGUUCGUUACUAGGCAGUUGUUCUGGGGGACCUCUGUAUAUUUAACACUAUUUUGGGAGGCGGGAAGAGGAAGAAUGAAAGAGGUCUUCCAACGGAGCGGUUAUAAACAUGAACGGUGCCCUGUACAUUUCGUUUUUCCAAGGUCAGCUGGAGUCCGCACUGGAGCAGGUAGUGCAGCUCGCCGUUCAGGAAAUCACCAAGACUGUUGGGGCCACUUUGAAUUCAAUGCUAUUGGAAACGGCCACCAAAGAGCAAGAAAAUCAGCGUUUAAGGGCGACCCUUCAGUCUCGUGGAGGGAACAGGAAAAGCGAUGCGUCUAAGGGAAAAACAGACACGAACGAUGAAACAAAGCAACACACCCCCAGUCAAAGCCCUGAAUGUGGCGUUCAAUCUGAAACGCUCAGGCGUGAACAGAAAGCGCGAGCAGUUGGUCAGUUAAAAUCUGUUAUGGAACAUGUGCUGGAAUUUGCAGUUUGUGAGCUGACUAAAAUCGUGGAAGACAGCUUUGACGACCUGCUCUCGGAGUUCACCAAGAAGGAGCGGGAAAACCAGAUAUUAAAAGAGCAGUUACAGGACAAGAACAUAGCGGAGGACAGUGAUGUAGAAACGGAGGACCGCAAAAAUGACUCUGCCUCUCCUAGCAGUUCCAAAGCAGAAAAGCAAGAGUCGAAAGGCCUGCAGGACCAAUCACGCAAAAAAGAGUGGGAAAAGGAAAAAAACGAAACCACAAAUGAACCAGACAAGCAGACUGUCAUUACAGUGGCUCAGGACUGGGUGCCCAUCCUGGACAAAGUCUUUGGGCAGAAGUGGUGCAGUGACCUCUGGCAGAUCAAAGAGGUCACCACCAGUAAAGAGGAGCGCACUGGGCUGAGUUCGGGCUCGGUGACUGACAUGGACAGCUUAAUUCGGGAGACGCUCAUGCCGUCUUGCCUGGCCACUCAGAGGAAGCUGGACCUUGAGGUGGGCCAGCCACCCUGGUUGCCACUUGAUGAUAUGGAGGUCGUUUCUCUGACCUCUGAGGCUCAAGGCGUUCCUGUCAUCAGCUCCACAGGUGACGACUCUCAAAUCAGAUCCCCGUCAAUGUUGCAAAGACUCCUGACGCUUCCUUCCCAGCUUCUUGAGGAUGACGAUGAGUCCAUGGAUGCCGUUCCCAGUCUGGAAGUGUCCACAGAUCCGGCUGAUUCACAAGUCAGUAAGGGCUCAAAGAGUGACCAGAUGAAUAAGAAAAAGGAAGGCGAGGAUGAAGAAGAGGAGGGCGACGAAGAUGACGGCGAGCCGGCGGACAGGACUGAGUCCUUGAAAUACAAAGGUAGGAGAAAAUCCCAUGCUUGCAAAGAGUGUGGCAGGAAGUUCAGCCGGGCGCAUCUUCUCAGAGCCCACCGACAAACGCACGAGGAGAUGCCCAACCGAUGCCCACAAUGUGGAAAGAGUUUCUCCCAGUCUUCAAGGCUCCAGGCUCACUUACGGACGCACACGGACAAAACGAUAUGAGAGUGUGUAGAUGAAAGAAAUACUGGAGAAUAGGAGGGGAGGUUUUCCAGUGAUAGUUGCUUCUCGAAGUGAGUACUGGUAAAGGAAAUGCAAGAAACGUGUAGCCUUUUUUGUUGGUUUGAAGGUACACUGAGGUAAACGGUAAAUUAGUCAUCCGACACAAUUUAAGAUGUUUUUACCUCCAUUACAUUACUCUAAUUUUAGGGAUUAUUGGAAGAAACAAAUACCAGUAACAACAAGCUGUGUACGCAGUGUAAAUAUCAAAGUAGGGCUGUAUAGACCAUCACACUAAGGGUUGAAGAAUUUCCUUUUUCCAUUGGGUGUUUUUUCAUAAAACAAGUUUUAAAAGAUCCUAAAACUUUGUAAAUAUUUUAAACAUGUUACAUGAAGAUGUCAUGAAAAAGGAGGUCGCUAGUUAAUAGGUCCCUUGCAGCAUGCUGGUCUUGUUUCUUUUUACAACCUUUUGAAUGUGAUCAAACGAACCAGAGAUAGCGUAACACGUCUCCUGCGAUCAAAUCAACCAGUUUUUCAUAUGUCUUUGCUGACUUAGUACUCAACAUGAAAUACCUCUUAUGUUCAGAUGUCAUACUGGAUUUUUAUAUAAUUAAAGUCUCGACUUACACGUCAGAUUCUAGAUGUUUUCUUCAACCUUUUGCCAUGGAUCGAGGAUGGCUUACAGUUUUUGACUUGAACAAUUGUCAUCUACUGCAUGACGUGCACAACCAAGGAUAUCUUCAAGAGGCGGGGAGUCUGAAAACGAGAUGACACGAAAAUUGCAUUGAAAUGGUUAUUUGGAAAUAAACUUGAAGCUCCUAAUCAUAUUCUCAUUUCAGUGACUUUAAAAGAGGAUCUGACUUUCCUAGUGUCCUCAACUAGAGUAGCGUCUUCCUGUACUGUUCGCGUGAAGUGUUCGCAUGGCUCAACAUCUUGAACUUGGAGAAAUGCUCAGUUGCCGGUUGUGAGAUUUGGUUUUCCCAGCAUCGGUGGCAUGCAUCUGAAUACGGAGUCUUCCUUAGGGAAGCCGUUAUCUACUAUUUCCAGAGAGGCAGACGAAUUCUGCACUUAAAAUUUUCGCCCUGUAUCGAAGGGAUAUAGGUCCCACCUGUUACGCACAUUCCCACUCUCGACCCUGAAGUUUUACAAUCUCUCUCUGUCAGUAAUAAGCAUGAUGGGGGAAAAAAGUACAAGGUGUUACUGUUACUUCUCGGAUCAAUACCUCAUCGAUGGGACCAUAUCUUUCGGGACUUCUGCAAUAUCAGGAGUUUAGGUCCUGCUCAAAAAAAAAAAAAAACGUUUACAAAAGGAACGGGACCGGCCAGUUGGCCUGCUUAUUAUUUGAUUGUGCAUUUAAAAAUGUGGCUUAUUUUGUUUAACGCUAUCUAAUAUGUCCCUGUUGGAAGGUACCAAGAACCUGCGACCCAAAGAUUACAAUGAAGGGAAAACUUUUUUGACCGUACAUACUCCUUUGGAUUGUAUUGCUUUUUUUUUUUUAACAUUAUGGGCCAUUACAUUUUACAUUAUGAACCCUAAGCUUCUUACAGAUGUACUGAGUAUCGUAACUUCAUUUGUAGACUAUAAUGAAGUACUUUAUCUGUUUAGUGCCUAGAUUUAACCAUUCAAUAAGCUGAUCUUGUAGGUGUUGGUGAUGAUUGAGAGGUUAAUUCAUUGUUUAGCACCCUGCCUUUGUUUAAAAAAAAAAAAAAUUACCAGAACUCCUUCUUUCUUGUGCUUUGCGCUUUCUCCUGAAUAGUCAGCUCUAGAUAUUGUACUAGUUCUCUUUAAUUAUUACUGCUAGUCUGAUCUGACUUCAGUGUCAAAAUAACUCUGUAUGUUUCAUCAAUUAAGAUUGCCGGGAAGAGUUAGUUCACCCAAAAAUGAAAACCCUGAGACAUUUCUCAAACUAUCUUACAGGUUUAAUCAUGCAGGUUUGAGGGUGAGUAAAUAAAGGCAGAGUUUUCAUUUUUUACUGAACAAUCCCUUUAAAGGACUAGCUCGCCCAAAAAUAAACUUGUCAUCGUUUGCUCACCCUCAAGUUGUUCCAAACUUGUUGAACUGAAAAGAAGAUAUUUUGAUAAUUGUUGGUAACCAAACAGUUGCUGGUAGCCAUUGACCUCCACAGUAUGGAGAGAAAAAUAGAUACCGGCAGUUACCGACAUUUUUCAAAAUAUCAUCUUUUGUGUUCAACAGAAGAAAGAAAAUCAUACAGGUUUGGAACAACAUGAGGCUGAAUAAAUGAUGACAGGAUUUUCAUUUUUGGGUGAACGGUCUCUUUAAGCUAAUUACAGCUCAUGGAUCCAAAAGACUAAAGAGGAACUGGUGAUAUUAGUAAGAGUGACAAUAUUAUGGUGUAUUUCAAUUUUUCUGGGUUACAAUAAGCAAUUUAAAUCAAUAUUGAAGGACUUGAAUUUUGCAUUUGACUUAAUUCCAUGAAAUGGCCCCAUGUAAACCCAUCUAUUUAUGACCAUGAAUUAAAAAAUCUUAGCAUGUAAAAUUGCUUCGGGCCGCAGAUAUUUAUUCAGUUAGUACUGGCGAAUAUGUGAUGCAGUCUCUUGUAAAAACAACAUUGCGGGGUAUGUUUGUUUGUGUGCGCGCGCGUCUGCAGUCACUGACUUUCCUUGAAGUGCAUCAUGGUAACUCAAUUGACCUGCAUUAAUACCCUACAUCUGUUAUUUUAUUUAUUUUUAUUUUUUGUAACCUUUUUUAUGAAGCAUAAUGAACAGCAUCUUUCUGCCAAACAGUCUGAAACAUGAGCUUUGUGAUGCAGUCCAACAUUCGCCCAAAGAACUGCAUUGUUCUAAUGAACUACUUGAGCAUUUUGGUGUUUUGUUUUGUUAUGCAUGAUGACUCCUUUUAGCGGUUUUGUUACUUUUUAAGAAUCUGUCUUGUCAUGUAUUGAAAAGAACACUUGUUACAGACCAAUUGGAUCAAGUCUUUUCCAUGGAUCAUGGUUAGUAGUUUUCUUUUUUGUUAUGGCAUAGUAGCUCUAAAUGGAUUAUAGAGUUCAGCAUUUGACCAAUAAAUGCUAAGUAUUACUUUUGUACCAUUUCCUUUUUUUCUUAGUCAAAUAUAUAUUUUGCACUGUUUUCCUGUUACUCCUCGCAUCCAUACCUCAGUUUUGUCGAUAGUCUGAAAGCAUUGCUCAGUUCAUUACCUCAGGACUCAUUCACAUAGUUUUAUUUAUGGCAAAAGUAGACAAAUACAAGAGCUCUGUUAAAUUUGGGUUUACAUUAAGUAAUAUUUUUUUUUUGUUGAAAUCAUCUCUAAAUUGGGAGAAAAAAAUAAGUGUUAGAGUGAUUAAUGAAAACUUUGUUUAAUCAAUAUAGUUAUUUUACAGUAAAAGCACAUUAUGAUCCAGGUAAUUAUGAACCACGUAUACAGAAAAUCAAUACUAAAUCUUUUCCUUUCGAUGUUGCACAAAAUUUGGUCAACUCUCGAAAGUCAUUAUUGGGAAGUUGUGUAUGUUUGUUUUUUCAUCUCUUAGGAAUGCUUGUUGUAACCAGCAUUUAAUUUCUACAUCUUUUCCAAAAAAACAAACAAACAAACAAACAAAAAAAAAAAAGAUUUUGCCUAUCACUGAAAUGUCUUUUAAUGUGACUGGAAGUAGUUGUACAUUUGAAUUAUGGCAAUACAUUAAAAGGUGGAAUAUUGCAUCAA
Molecule: messenger RNA, 5644 nt
Organism: Onychostoma macrolepis
Lineage: Eukaryota; Metazoa; Chordata; Actinopteri; Cypriniformes; Cyprinidae
Product: myoneurin
Exons: 4
Coding region: 608-1990 (460 amino acids)
Biological process (GO): regulation of immune system process; negative regulation of transcription by RNA polymerase II; regulation of cytokine production
Molecular function (GO): DNA-binding transcription factor activity, RNA polymerase II-specific; RNA polymerase II cis-regulatory region sequence-specific DNA binding
Source: RefSeq, a predicted model, not a curated record